GUAUCGUUUCCACUACAGUGCUAGAUUCAAGGACCCCCGCACCUGUGACCGGAGGUACUGGUGUGAUGUGGAGUACGACCCGUAUAGGAAAGAGCCCUAUGCCUAUGGCGACAGGCCCGAGAAAUGUGACGACUCCUGGAGGUAUGACCCUCGUUUCACCGGGAGUUUUGACGACAACCCAGAGCCCCAUAGAGACCCUUAUGGGGAAGAGGUGGACAGGCGCAGCGUCCACAGUGAGCACUCGGCGCGGAGCCUGCGUAGCGCGCACAGCCUGCCGAGCCGUCGCAGCAGCCUCAGCUCCCACUCGCACCAGAGUCAGAUUUACAGAAGUCACAAUGUAACUGCCGGUUCCUAUGAGGCCCCACUUCCUCCAGGCUCCUUUCGUGGCGAUUAUGCCUACGGCACGUACGGCAGCAACUUCCACGGUGCCCAGGGCUUCCCAGAGUAUGGCUACGCUGCAGACAGUGGCUGGUCCACUGUGGAACAAGUUCCAUCAAGACCAACUUCUCCUGAAAAAUUUUCAGUGCCUCAUAUCUGUGCCAGGUUUGGUCCUGGUGGCCAGCUCAUCAAAGUGCUUCCAAACCUGCCUUCAGAAGGACAGCCCGCGCUGGUUGAGAUCCACAGCAUGGAGACCUUGCUGCAGCACACGUCUGAGCAGGAGGAGAUGCGGGCGUUCCCGGGGCCGCUCGGCAAAGGUGACACCCAUAAAGUGGAUGUCAUUAACUUUGCACAGAACAAGGCUACAAAGUGUUUGCAGGAUGAAAAUUUAAUUGACAGAGAGUCUGCAAGUCUUCUUUGGAAUUUCAUCGUUCUCUUGUGUAGACAGAAUGGGACCGUGGUGGGAACAGACAUUGCGGAGCUUUUGUUACGAGACCACAGAACAGUGUGGCUCCCUGGGAAGUCCCCCAACGAGGCAAACCUGAUUGACUUCACUAACGAGGCCGUGGAGCACGUGGAAGAGGAAGAACCUGGCGAGGCCCAGCUCUCAUUCCUCACGGACAGCCAGCCAGCCACGGCCAGCACGCUGGAGAAAGAGACCGAGAGGUUCAGAGAGCUGCUGCUGUAUGGCCGUAAGAAGGACGCCUUAGAGUCCGCAAUGAAGAACGGCCUGUGGGGUCACGCUCUGCUGCUUGCAAGUAAGAUGGACAGCCGGACACACGCCCGCGUCAUGACCAGGUUUGCCAACAGUCUUCCCAUCAACGACCCUCUGCAGACUGUCUACCAGCUCAUGUCUGGGCGCAUGCCCGCUGCGUCCAUGUGUUGUGGAGAUGAGAAGUGGGGAGAUUGGAGGCCACACCUCGCCAUGGUCUUGUCCAACUUGAAUAACAACGUGGAUGUGGAGUCCAGGACGAUGGCCACGAUGGGCGACACUCUGGCUUCAAAAGGUCUCCUUGAUGCUGCACACUUCUGCUACCUUAUGGCCCAGGUUGGAUUUGGGGUUUAUACAAAGAAAUCUACAAAACUUGUCUUAAUUGGAUCAAAUCACAGUUUGCCGUUUUCCAAGUUUGCAACCAAUGAAGCUAUUCAGAGGACAGAAGCCUAUGAAUACGCCCGAUCGCUGGGGGCCCAGAGCAGCCCCCUGCCCGACUUCCAGGUGUUUAAAUUCAUCUACUCUUGCCGCCUGGCUGAAAUGGGGCUUGCCACACAAGCCUUUCAUUACUGCGAAGUGAUUGCUAAAAGCAUCCUGACACGUCCCCAUGAGUAUUCCCCGGUGCUAAUUAGCCAGCUGAUUCAGGUAGCUUCCCAGUUACAACUCUUCGAUCCUCAGCUGAAAGAAAAGCCGGAAGAGGAAUCUUUUGUCCAGCCCACUUGGUUGGUUCACCUGCAACAUGUGGAGAAGCAGAUCAAGGAAGGGAUUGUGGUGUGGAGUCAGGAUGGAGCCUUCCCCCAGCAGUGUCCCAGCACGCCCAGCUCUGAGGUGGGACAGUCGGACGGUCCAGGACUCGGUCAACAGGCGGAUCUGGAGACUGAUAACCUGCUGCUGGUGGUGCCUGCGCCCAGCACUGAUCACUUGAGCCAGGGUGUGCGGCUGCUGCCUUCAGCUCCACAGACGCUCUCUGAUGGCCAGCUAGCCAGCCCUGCCAGAGUUCCCAUGUUCCCAGUGCUGCCGUCCCCAGGCCCCCUCGAGCCAGGUCCUGGCUAUGGACUUCCAGGGUCUGCCCCUGGCUUCCCAGAGCCCUCCAGGCCUGCUCCUGCAGCUCUGUACCCAGGGCCUGGCCUGCCCCCUGGCACACCAUCUCUCCAGGAAAGUAGACAACUCCAGGAGUCCAGGAGCACGGACCCAGGGACACUGCCACAGGAGGCACCUGUUGGAAACUCACUUUCGGAGCUAAGUGAAGAGGAUUUUGGUGGAAAGUUUGCUAAUCUGGACCCCUCGAGAGCAGCACGGGACUCAGAGACCCCCACAGGAUGGGAUCGUACUAACUUGGGUUCUGCACAGCCUCCUCUGUCUCUGACACCUGCUCCCGAAAGGAAGAGACCUGGACAAGCCGUCAAGAAAGAGGUCAAAGAACCUAAGAAGAGUGAAUCCUGGUUCUCUCGUUGGCUACCUGGGAAAAAAAGGACAGAAGCUUAUUUGCCAGAUGACAAGAACAAAUCGAUUGUUUGGGAUGAAAAGAAAAACCAGUGGGUGAAUUUAAAUGAACCGGAAGAAGAGAAGAAGGCCCCACCCCCACCUCCAACUGCGUUUCCCAAGGCUGUGCAGGCCGCACCCACUGGCCCCGCGGGGGUGAACGUGUUCUCUAGGAGAGCAGCUGGAACUAGAGCUCGCUACGUUGAUGUUCUGAACCCGCAUGGGACCCAGCGGAGUGAACCAGCUCUUCCUCCCGCGGACUUUUUUGCUCCACUGGCCCCACUCCCUAUUCCUGCUAGCUUCGCACCAAACCCAGAUGCAGAAGAACCGCAACUUGCAAACGGGGCUGGCGGGGAAGGGCAGGCUCCAGCUGGGGGCCAGGCCAGUCCGGAGGUGAGCGGUUGCUGCAUUUCUUGUUUUUCUCCGCAGGUUGUAAGUUCUGCAGCACUGCACCCUGGCUCUGAACCCCCAGCCUCCCGAGCAGACUGUUCCCAGGGAGGGGAGCUUUCGCGCUGUAGUUCAAUGAGUUCAUUAUCACGUGAAGUAAGCCAGCAUUUUAAUCAGGCUCCUGGCAACCUCCCCUCCGCAGGGGGCACCGUGCCCUUCUACAACCCUGCUCAGAUGGCACAGGCCUCCGCCACCUCUGGGAGCUCAAGGCCGGGGAGGAUUGGCCAGAGGAAAUACCUGGCAUUGAACUAGAGCCGUCCCUGUUUGGGGUUUGCAUUUGGAACCCUCAGAAGACUGUUCUUCACCAAGAACCCAACUGCCUACCUGUGGCCUCACUCUUGUCCCCAGACAGGGCGGUAACUCAAAGCUGGCCACAGUCUGCAGCUCCCUCCUCACCCCGUCUCGAUGAAUUAUUUCAGAAAUUAACCCCACCGUUCCUUUCAGAUGCUGGAUGGAAAAAGUGAAUCUCUGACUCAGAAUCUUUCACCAAAAAUGAUAUUACUUAAGUCAUUUCAGAUGAUCUAGGAUAUGAUAUUCUCAGUCAUUUAAGAAUAUUCCAUUCAGUGAAUCUAGAAUUCUUUGCUGCAGGAGGGCAAUGCAUCAGUCACCUGGGGCCUCUCUCAAAACUCAGCUGUGAAUUGUUGCCCUGUUAAUCCCAGGGCUCCUUUAAGAUGUUGGGCGAAAAGAGUUGAUGUGUGACUCAAGAGACGGAGACACGGCCACCUGCCCUGCAGCCAGGGGCAGCUCUGCCCUAACCAUUUCCGAGCCUGCAAGAACGACCGCAGGAAGAUGCGUUCUCAGGCAGCGCCUCAGCGACGCGUGGGAUUUGUUUGGCAACAGUUCACAGUUAGGUUUUGAGAGCAGCUCUGGUUACUGAAGCGAAUUUCUCUCCUGUAGCAACAGCCUCAUUUCAGUUUCUCUGGCCUAAUUAGGACCGCGGGUGAUUUCAUGCACCCAGAAGCCAGGCGCUGCCCCUUCCCCACCGCAAAGUGCAGCUCAGCAGUUAGGAAAGAGGCCCAGAGCGCUGAUCUCGGAUGCUGCGGGUUCGGAGCGAUGGGCCACUGUGAGAACUGUGACCGUAAGAGGCCUGAUUUUUAUCGCGCACAGAAGUAGUCUGGUGAGUCUCACGUCACGGCCCUGGGUUGGCACACUCUUCGAGGAGCACUGUACCUUCUCAAGAAUGGCUUCCAUAGUUCCGUCUGGGUGACCGGCUUUCUCUCACCUGGGUGUCAUCAUUUGAGGAUCGGUGACAUCGUGAAGAAAGUGGCUUAUACAGUUUCUUGCCAGCAGCUGUGGAACCGGAGAGCCCUCCCGCUGCUCCCUGCCGACCUGGCCGUGAGGACCGGCCUGGGGGAGACCUCCGCUCGGCGGGCCCGGAGCUUUAAGGCUUCAUCGACUGUUCUGAAAACUGUUCGUGUUCUUGUUAAGACUAAAGAGACUGAAAAAAAGAAAAGAUUUAAAAUAUUUAUAAAAAUCAGUAGGUGAUAAUUUCUGUAGGCUCUGCUGGGGGGACAUAAGCAGUUAGGUAUUUUAAAUUUUAAAUUUAAGUGUAGAAAUUGUAGAAUGCGGAAUUAGCACAGGCCCUUCCCAGUUUUCUGUUUCACUUGAUCAUCUCGGAAAGACCCAGACUGUUUUCCAGGACGUUCCACAGGCGUGGCUGACUGGAUCCAUUUGUUCUUGUCACUUUGAGAAAGGCCUGUCCCCGUGGACAGGCAGCCCUGUGGCCCUCGGUGAGGUCCUGUGGUUCCGGGACCUCCCCCGGCCCUACCCUGCCCGCUGUUCUCUGGUGGACUGCUCACCACUUUUGAUUCCAGAAGCUUCCUGCAGGUGGGAGCUGCUAUUUUUCCUAAAUGCAAAUUGUUACACUGCAAAUUGUUGAAUAAACUAUUUUGCGCUCUCAAGCA
This is a messenger RNA of Propithecus coquereli (Coquerel's sifaka), 4923 nucleotides long. RefSeq names its product protein transport protein Sec16A-like. The transcript has 27 exons. Bases 626 to 3271 code for a protein of 881 amino acids. Gene Ontology annotation, cellular component: endoplasmic reticulum exit site; ER to Golgi transport vesicle membrane. NCBI's taxonomy places the organism in Eukaryota, Metazoa, Chordata, Mammalia, Primates, Indriidae. The record is from RefSeq and is a predicted model, not a curated record. Gene Ontology annotation, biological process: COPII vesicle coat assembly; autophagy; Golgi organization.